Mytilus californianus (California mussel) is the source of this 1961-nucleotide messenger RNA. Its product is annotated as F-box only protein 15-like. Lineage: Eukaryota; Metazoa; Mollusca; Bivalvia; Mytilida; Mytilidae. The record is from RefSeq and is a predicted model, not a curated record. The coding region runs from base 271 to 1761 and encodes 496 amino acids. The transcript has 16 exons. Gene Ontology annotation, molecular function: protein binding.
CUCGACCUUUCCCACUUAUCAACAUGUAAACAACUUUUAUUACACUUAUUACUGGGUGAAAAAGAAGAAGAAGGGUUUUAUACUUCUCUCACUUGAAUCAUUAAAAAACCAGUACCACACACAGCACUAUAGACCUACAGAACUAUACGCAAAUGUAACCGAAGAAGAAGAUUAGCUACAACGAUUCUCAAGUUCAAGUUAAUUGACAACGAAAAAAAUGAAUUUUGAUAAAGGCUUAUUAUUAUUCAAUAAUUUGAAGCAAAUAAAGUAAUGGAUGUCGUGAAAAAUCACAGAAAGCAGCUUGCAGAAUAUCUUACCAACAAACAAAAGCAGACCACAGUUAGAUCACAGGAAACAGCAGUUCUCCCAAGAGUCAGAACUACCAGAGUACCAACCAGCAGAAAGACUGCAGUGAAAACCAAUACAGGAAGACUUAAAACAGCAACUAUAUAUGAUUUACCAAAUGAAAUAGUACUAAAGAUCUUUGGAUAUCUGUCAAUAGGAGAAUUGUUAUCUGUGGCUCAAGUCUGUCAUCUGUGGCACCAGCUUUCAUCUGACAAUUUGUUAUGGAAGCCAUUGCUACAAGCAUGUGUACCUUCACAGGCAGUCAGUCAACAGCUUGGAGACCUGAAGUCAUCUAAUCUGAAAUCUAGUUUUAUGCAGAGGUGUAUUGAGCUGAGAAACAAAAGAGUUCUAAGACUUCUGAAGAAAAAGAAUCCAUAUACAGGUGUUAUUCAUUGCAAGGAUGUCGAAAAUGCUUUCAAGUUUGCUGGAAUAUCAUGGCAGAUAGUUAUGACAGACACAAGUGGGAAUGAACAUUGUUUACAGAACCAGGAUAUUAGUUAUCACCUUAUGUCUGUGUCAGUUCGAUGGUUCUCACUACAGAUGAUACCUGUCAAUAAUGUAAAAAAAAUCUCACUGUAUUCCUGUAACCCACUUUUUCAUGACAGUAAAACUGGAAAAGUAGUCUCCAAUGGGCCAUACCAAAGGUCACUUUUAUACUCAAUGGAUCAAAAGCUAAGUUCAACACUAGACAAAUUAAAGCCUGUUGGUUCUGAUGAAAAUUUGAAAGUGUUUGCACUUGAAGAUGGGAUUAUAAUUGGUGUAUGGAAGGAAGGUGGAGAAAUUGCCUUUAUUGCAAUAGCUUCUGGGCUUCCUGGUUUGGUGAAAAAAUGUAUCAUGGGAACAGCAACAAAGAUGUAUCAGUCACCAAAAGAAAAAAGAUCUGCCUGUUUACCUGAGUCUACAUAUGGUUUAUAUGGCUACAGUUGUACGAUACAGCUAAGAACAAUGAAGCAAGAAAUUUGGGACCAACAGUUUAACAAUGUAGAAUGUCCAAACUCAAAUAUCAGAAAUGGUAUUGCACAAUUUCAUCUUAUGAAGGAAACUGAUAGACAAAUACUUAUAAAAGAGAUUGCGUUUCCAUGGAAGACUGAUGCUUUUAAAAGUAAAAUUAAGGAUGUGUGCUGUCUAGAUGCUUUAUUAACAGAUAAUGAAGGAAAGGUUGUAUGGAAUUGUUCUUCUGCUGUAACUGUGAAGAAGGAGGGAAGUCGGAAAUUCACAUUUGACAUGGAUUUUGACUACUGUAGAGAACAGUCCAGAUGUAUAGAAUAUUCAGAUCAGAAAGGACAAAUUUUCAUUCAGAUUGACAAGGUACAUGUACAUGAUGAAGAUAAAACAUAUAUUACACAUAUAGCACUCAGUGUUCUUAUGGAAAUGCUUCCAACACAGGGACAUGACAUACCCAGCAGUGGAGUUUAAGAAGUAUAGCAUGGAUCUUCUAAAAAUUGUAUUUCACAAGACAGAUCAUGAUGAAGUCUAAUAGUACUUGUCUUAUAUAUAGAUUUUGCACAAUGUGUUUAUACUUAUAUCUCAUAAACUGUUGAUACUGAGAUAUGUCUCGCUUUUUUGUGAUUUUUAUAGUAUUAUACAAAUGUUAAAUUAAAAAUGCAAUAUUUAAA